This is a messenger RNA of Anoplophora glabripennis (Asian longhorned beetle), 1358 nucleotides long. RefSeq lists its product as uncharacterized. Gene Ontology annotation, biological process: mitotic sister chromatid segregation. The transcript has 6 exons. Bases 180 to 1013 code for a protein of 277 amino acids. Gene Ontology annotation, cellular component: chromosome, centromeric region; spindle midzone; chromosome passenger complex. The record is from RefSeq and is a predicted model, not a curated record. Lineage: Eukaryota; Metazoa; Arthropoda; Insecta; Coleoptera; Cerambycidae.
UAGAAAUGCUUGAUACUUUGAAAUUUUAACAAUUUAUAAAUUUUAUUCACUGCUUGAUGAAAUACGCUUAAAAGUUACAUACUAAGUUUCCUAUUAUUGCAUUGUUAAUUGGUGCUGUGUAAGGUAUUAAUACAGAACUUUAUCUAAAUAAUUUUAUAUUUAUAAAUUAAUUUAAAAAGAUGCCACGGACGAAAGUAGUUAAGAAAAAUGCAAAACGGGAAUCAGAAGAAAAGGAAUUAAAACUGAGAUUAGUUUUGCAGCAUAUACAGAAUAAAAAAAAAGAAUAUCUUCUAAAACUUAAAGAAGAAAAAAAUAAAGCCGUUUUUUCUCUACAAGCAUUCAAAAAUGAAGAAAAAUGUUUUAUUCCAUAUAAAUAUCAUAAUAUGACCAUAAGUGAAAUUACUGACGCUGAAUCUUUUGAAACAACAGGAUCAGUAAAUUGUAUAUCUAAAGAAAAUUUAUUGAAUAUUACAAAAUCCGUGAAGAAAGAUAGAAAAAAUGUCAAAAGAAGUGCCUCAUUUGUUGACGACGAAGGUUAUCUUACAGCUGAAAGCGUUCAUUCAGGUGGCCACAAAUCUAGAGGCAAGGCUAGGGUAACACAAUCGACUCGGAAAACAAGAUCUCUCUCAAGAACCAACACACUGAAACCAUCAGCAACUACGUCAUACAAGACGCCCAUGAAUAAGGUCACGCCACCCAACACAUACGGAGUCGUAACACCAAAGUGCAAACCGAAUACGCCUCAGAUUCUCUUGCGCCGACCCAAAAACGGAGAGGUAGCUUUGUCUAUGCAGGGAAGUCCCCUUUAUACCGCCAGCGUAGUAACCGAAAAUAUGGCCAAUAUUAAUAUCCCUCUUUUGGACGGCAGAUUGUUGACAUUACAACCCCAGAGGGGGCUGAGGGUCUCGCAAAUUCCCCAGUUUGAUCCCGAAACGCUACGCCAACUCGAAACCCUGCGCGAGAAUCUCAGCAAAGUGUGCGCGGCAACUUCUGUGAGGUGUAACGAUAUUUGAAGACAGAUUUACAUAAAUGUACUGAAAAAUAUGAUGAUUUUUUUUUGUUAAAUAUGUAUUUUUUAUUAGUUUUAAUUUUCUACGUUUUUGCAUUUAGAUAUGCCAUAUAGAUAUUAGAUAUGUCAUAUAAGGUUUUUGCAACAAUAAAACUAUUUUUUUAACAAUCCAGUAUUAAUUUUUUUAUACAACCGAAGAAAGGAAUAGUAAAUAAAAACUCGGUAGUAGUGUUUUAAACAGAUAACAGAUAAUUAGUUUAAUAGGAAUUUUAAAUAAUUUUUUGCGAAAAUAAAAAACAAAAUUGAAGGUAUAAAGCACUGUAGAUAUUGUCCUUAUUGUACAACUCCA